Messenger RNA from Cheilinus undulatus (humphead wrasse), 1449 nucleotides. RefSeq names its product hemopexin-like. The transcript has 11 exons. NCBI's taxonomy places the organism in Eukaryota, Metazoa, Chordata, Actinopteri, Labriformes, Labridae. The record is from RefSeq and is a predicted model, not a curated record. Bases 16 to 1434 code for a protein of 472 amino acids.
ACAGAACAUUUCUUAAUGCACUCGACAGAAAAGUUUCCUGGACUUUGUGGGUCAGCUCCUGCACCGCCACAGCCAGACUCCACUUUGAAGGACUUCAUAGAGAGCAUGGAGCUGCUCAUCAGAACCCUGUUCCUGUGCUUUGCACUCAGCCUAACCCAUGGAGCACCUGCACAUCCUCAGGAUGAAGUCGUAGAAGAUGCUGGUGAUGCUCUCCCUGAUCGCUGUGAAGGUCUGGAGUUUGACGCCAUCACUCCUGAUGAGAAUGGAACUACUUUCUUCUUUAAAGGCAGCCACUUGUGGAAUGGUUUCCACGGCCCGGCUCAGCUCUCCAACGAGCUCUUCAAGGAGAUGGACGACGAACACAACAUCGGCCAUGUCGACGCCGCUUUCCGCAUGCACAACCCCGACAACACGGACAACCACGACCACAUCUAUUUCUUCCUGGAUGAUAAGGUGUUCAGCUAUUACAACCACACUCUGGAGGACGGGUACCCAAAACAGAUCCAGGAGGAUUUCCCAGGCAUCCCCUCUCACCUGGAUGCUGCAGUGGAGUGUCCUAGAGGAGAGUGUAUGACUGAUUCAGUCCUCUUCUUUCAAGGAAAUGAAGUGCAUGUUUACGAUAUAGCCACAAAGUCAGUGAAGACAAAGUCGUGGCCCCACCUUCCUGUCUGCACCUCUGCUUUCCGCUGGCUGGAGCACUACUACUGCUUCCAUGGACACAACUUCACCAGAUUUCACCCGGUAUCAGGAGAGGUGAGCAGCGGCUACCCCAAAGACGCCCGCAACUACUUCAUGAGGUGCCCCAACUUUGGUCAUGGAAGUGGUUCUGGAAUUAAAUGCAGUGAUAUUAAACUAGAUGCCAUCACUUCUGAUGAUACAGGCAAAACCUACGCCUUUUCAGGUCCCAACUUCAUGCGUCUGGACUCCAGGCGUGAUGGCUUACACCUCUUUCCAAUCACCAGGAACUGGCCAGAGAUGACCAAUGGGGUGGAUGCUGUGUUUUCCUACACUGACAAAAUGUACAUGAUAAAGGAUGAUCAGGUCUACAUCUAUAAAGGCGGUGCUCACUACACCCUGAUUGAUGGCUAUCCUAAAAGUCUGAAAGAAGAGCUCAACAUCGAAGGACAUGUGGACGCUGCUUUCAUCUGUCCCGCUGAAGACAAUGACACUGUCCACAUCAUUCAAGGUGAACGUAAACUUACUGUCGACCUAACCUCCACGCCCAGGAAGGUGACCUUGGAUAUUCUCAGAUAUAGCCACGUUGAUGCUGCUUAUUGUGUUUCAGAGGGAGUUGAAACACAAUACACUACAGUUGUGGUGUUCACAGACUCCAAGUACUACAAAUUUCCCAGUUCCAUGUUUAUGAAUAUUUACGUUCACUUUUACCCUCGUCCUAAGACUAUAACCCCAGAAAUGUUUGGAUGUCAGAAUUAGGCAAACAAGACAUGA